This is a messenger RNA of Adineta steineri, 1248 nucleotides long. Lineage: Eukaryota; Metazoa; Rotifera; Eurotatoria; Adinetida; Adinetidae. The record is from the annotation of a GenBank genome assembly.
AUGAAUAAUAAUCAUAGCAAUUGUAUUCUUGUAAACAAUUCAUAUAUUUGUAUAGCUGAUUCAACAAUUAUUGAAAAUAGUUUAUUUAUAUCAAUUUUUUCUAUACUUUUGGUUAUUGUAAUGUUUAUUGGUGUUGUGGGAAAUUUACUUGUUAUAUAUGUUGUACUUAAUUAUGGUCGAUUAAAAACUGUUACAAAUACAUAUUUAUUACAUUUAGCUUUAUCUGAUCUUGUCUUUUUAAGUGGUAUACCAUUUUUUGUUUCAUCACUUAUAACACGUGCAUGGAUAUUCGGUGGUUUUGUAUGUAAAUUAUUUUUUCUUACACAAGGUGUUAAUCAAUUUACAUCAAUUAUUAUCUUAGCUUUAUUAUCAUUUGAUAGAUAUUUAGCUGUUUGUCAUUCAUCAAAAUCUGUUACAUGGCGUUCACGUGUUAAUCCAAAUUUACUUUUAAUAUUAACAUGGAUACUUUCAUUUAUAUUAAUGUUACCUAUUAUUGCAUUUACAGCAAUACAAAAUACGUCACCAACAAAAGUUCAAUGUACUAUUAAUUUUCCUUAUGCAGAAUCUCGUGUAUUGUAUAGUAUAUUUGUUGCAUAUACAUCAACAAUAACAUUUGUUUUACCACUUAGUUUAAUGACAUAUUUUUAUAUACAAAUAGUUCGUCGAUUAAAGCAUCAAGUAUCACAACAACAUCGUCGUUCACGUACAUCAAUACGUACACGACGAAAAGUAUCUGUUUUAGUUUUAGCUGUUAUCAGUGUACAUAUAUGUUGUUGUUCACCAUAUUGGGCAUUUCAAGUUAUAACAACAAGUGAACUAUUACCUCAAACAAGUUCAAUACUUGUACCAACAUCGAGUAUAUCACAAUUUCUUUUAUUUGUUAAUUCAUCAACAAAUCCAAUUGUAUAUGCAUUUCUUAGUGAAAUAUUUCGUUUAAGUUUUAAACGUGUUUUUUAUUGUUGUUUAUCAACAAAUGAUAAUCAAUUUUUACAUGAAAAAACAGCGAUUAAAAGAAAUUUAGCAUUACCACAAGCUCGAAAUAAUAUUUCUACUCGGACAAAAAAACAAAAAAUACCAAUGAAAACAAUAAUAUCAGAUAAUAAUAAUUCCGACAUGAAUUUAAAUAAUCAGCGUUUAUCAAUCACAACAAAACAAACAAAUUUAAUGUAUGAACAAAGUCGACAUUCAUCAUUAGCACCUACAAUGUCAAUAUUUAGUUCUGAAGCAUCAUUUGUUUCAGAAUUGUAG